This is a messenger RNA of Gasterosteus aculeatus aculeatus (three-spined stickleback), 5136 nucleotides long. NCBI's taxonomy places the organism in Eukaryota, Metazoa, Chordata, Actinopteri, Perciformes, Gasterosteidae. The record is from RefSeq and is a predicted model, not a curated record.
ACGUCCACGUCCCCGUGGUGUCCGAGUCCUACCGGCUGCGAUGCGUUACGCGCCCCAGCUUUAGAAAAAAAAACAAAAAAAACAGAGAAGGGAAACUUCAUAGAAAUGGCGGAGGGUGCUACGACUCUCAAAGGCUUGCGAGCCCAACUGGCUGCAGCUGCGCAAGCACAAGCCGAGGAGCGGCGCAGCCUGGCAGGGAACAGCCCCGGACCGACAUCCACGGCACAAGCUAAACCUCAGGGGGGCAGGCCAGUCAUUGACGGUGCUGCACUUAGAAUAGACGACCGACUGCGAGUGGCAAAAGAAAGGCGAGAGGAGGCAGAGAGACAACAGGUUCUAAAAGACUCUCAGGUCAUGGAGCGGGAGCGCAAGGCCAAGGUGCAAGUAGAGCGUCAGAUGGAGGAGCGUCAGAAAAAGGUUGAUGAACAGCGAAGAAAGGAGGAGCAGAAGCGAUUGGCUGUGGAGGAGAAGAGAAAACAGAAACAGGAAGAGGAAAAGGAGCACUACGAGGCAAUGAUGCGGCGGACAUUAGAGCGUAGCAAUCGAGUGGAGCACAGGCAGAAAAGAUGGUCCUGGGGAGGAUUGUCCACCGACUCAGACGGGCGGACAGGAGACUCUGAUGCCAGCUCCUCGUCUCCAGUAACUAUAGUUAUCUCCCCUGCCUCGCCAGAAAAGCCACCCAGGAGUCGACAAGUGGACAAGCGCUCCACAUCCACCAUGAACCUGAAACAGCCGUCCGAGGCUGGCAUCAGCAAACGCCUAUCCUCCUCCUCUGCCACCCUUGUCAAAUCUCCCGACAAACGUGUUAAGCAGAGGAGUUCAUCUUGUAAUCGGUUGCCUAACAAUGGCAAUGCUGCUCUGGCCAGUAAGGAAGACGGCAAAAAGCCUCAUGUGGAACCCACAGGCCGUUCCGUCAAGAAGAGAAGCGCCUCCCUCACGCGAGUACGUGAGGGCAGAGCGCAGAGCCCCGCCAAGCCCGAUGAGGCCACACCGGAGGAGCAAGCUCGCAGGCCACCGGCCGGCACUGUGGACGAAGGGGUUCUUAGUCGCCUGCUCACCCCCACCCAGGCCUCACUAGCUAGGAGCAAGAGCGCCGCGGCCUUGUCGGCGGAAGGAACGAACGCUCCAGGUAACCUCGGAAAACGAUUUUCAUGUAUGACUUCCUUCACCUUUAUGGGACGGCAGAAGGACAGGCCGCUAACAUCGCCGGGACGGCAGCGUCCCGCCUCUCCAUCUUCCACCCUGGGACGCAACCGUUCACCCUCCCCGGCGCCCAACCCCGCUCCAAAGAGGGCCCCCUCCCCGACAUUAUCCAAGCAAAGUCCCAGGACGCGCCCACCCUCACCCGGCGCAAUGAAGCAACGUCCCCCGUCCCCCCAGCCGGCGUCGGCCAAACCUCCACCUAUCCAGAAACCGGCUCUCACUCCAACAGGGCCCCCCACCCUGCGAAAGAGGGACUCCAAGUCCAAGGAUCUGUGUCCUGUGCAGGCUUUGUCUCCACAGGCGUCUGAUUCCAACAAGACCAAAGAGAAAGACGACCCCAAAGCCUCGACGGGCACCAACUCGGCCGCUGAGGCCGCCAAGAUCCUGGCGGAGAACCGCAGACUGAUGCGAGAGCAGAAGGAGAAAGAGGAGCUGCUCCGGGUACAGAGGGAAGAAGAGGAGAAGCUGAGGAAGGAAGAAGAGAUGCGCUUGGCCGAGGAGGCUCGACUGAAACGCCUGGAGGAGGACAAGAAGCUCGCCGAGGAAAGGAAAAUUCAAGAUGAGGAAGACGCCCGCCUGGCAGAGGAGGAGCGGGUGAGAAUGGCAGAAGAGGAGGCGGUGAAACAAGCCGAGCUCCAAAAGGAACGGGAGGAGGCCGAGGUCAAGGCCGCGGAGGAGGCCGAGAAAGUCCGUCUGGAGAGAGACCGCAUCAUGCAGCAGAACCAGCAGGAGCGGAUGGAGAGGAAGAAGAGGAUUGACGAAAUAAUGAAAAGAACCAGAAAAGGGGACCAAAGCGACAUGAAGGGAGAUGGAGGCGAUGACGAUAAACCGGACAAUGAAGAGGAGGGAGACGACUAUGAAACCCAGAGCCAGUCAGACGGCAUGGCCAUGGAGGAUGACGAUAAAGACGAGUGUGGUCUAUCCUCUGGGGAGCCCGAGGCGCGGAGGGAGGAGCCCCUGGGCAGCGUGAACGGGGAGCAAGAGGCGCACGAUAAGGAGAAUAACAACGGCAGAAGCACAGCGGAGAGUCAGGCCGUCAGCCCGGUCCCUGACAGCCGCCUCGUCGAGGGCUCGGAGUUCCUGAAUGAGCAGGACUCCGCCAAGGUGGGCCGGGUCUCGGGCCUCAAUGGCAAGUCCACACAGUGGAGCUUCGAGGAGCUCCUUGACCUCAACGUCCACUCGAAGGCUCUGCCCCUCAUCGAGGCGGAGGACUGUAACCAGGUCUUGAUCCACUGCGACGAGAGCUCGGACGGGACCAGGGUAGCCUUUGAGGACAAGGGAACCCCCGUCGGAACCCUGCAUUCCUCUAAUCAACCCAUAGAGGCCCUCCCAGAGAUUUGAUGCUGCAGCCGUCGCUGAGAAGCCUCUUCCUGUUGCACUCGUGAAGUUCCUGUCUAGCUGAGCUCCGUUAAAAAACGUGUCCUGUACCGUACCCAACACCUCCUCCAGAAGGAGGAGCACAAGGUGAAGCGGAAAGACCACCCCAAGUGCUACAUUUGCACCCCACAUUAUGAGCAAACAUUUACGAAUUCCUAUAAAUUAUAAAGUGACGCUUCAGGGAAAAUUCCACACAUGGCGUCAACAUGCUCACUUCAGGUGUCUUUCCUCUUCCUCUUGUGUUCAUUUUUGUUUUGUGUCCAAAGUUGAUGUUUUUUAUGAGUUUUGUCUUUGUCAGGGGUGCAUUUGAUGUAAUUUAUUAAUUUUUGGCUUCUUUGUUAUUGUAAUUAUUGUUCUAUGUUUAGUCUUUUUUGUUUUCUCUUGUCUGAGAAUAUUCCAGGACGCGUGCACAUUCGGCUGUAUGAGUUGAACGUGAGUUAAAGGAAGGGCCGUUCACACAUUCUGUUCUGUCUGAGGUUCGGUGAGGAGAGCAUCCCGGGAUUCGCAUGUGAUCUAAAUUUACCCAAACCGGCUGCUUCGAGCAGCAUGCAGCAAUAAUAGCCUUAACAUUUUGGUCUCUAACUUCUAACUUAAAGUGUGCAUGUGCUGAGUUGCUUGUGCUAAGGCUCGUGCACGGACACUUUAGCGCUGGUGCGUUUACGCUGGGGAGUGGAUUCUGUGUUCACACCUCGGGUCACACGCUCUGUCCUUCCGGCUCCUCUCAGCAUGCGUUUGCUUCUUUGGCCACCAGAGGGCGGCAGACGCACGCUUCCAACUGUUACAUUUUAAGCUGAGAAAUGAAAUUCCUUUCAGCAGUUAGGUCAUGUAGGGCUUGUUCGUGUUUAUUUUUAUAUAUGUACAUAGAAUUUGUGUUUACUAACGACACCGUUUGCAUCAGUACCAGAGUUGGUCCAGUUUUAGUCUCCACCACACAGCUGCUUCAGUAGAGGGUGAAGUCAUUCGCAGCUGUUUUUGAGCUCAAACUAAAAAUGAGUUUAUCCAAUUAUCUGGGUUCAAUUUAAGCUCAACAUACACAUCCACGUGCACUGUUCCAUCUGUCUAUCGGUCCGUGCGGCUCUUUCAAUCAGUUCCAUUCAUUUCCCACUAACUAUCCCUAUUGGAAAAGUCUUGACCCGAGAGCUACUACAUCUGACUAAACGCAUUUCAAUUAUUAUUUUUUUUACAAUAUAAAAUUGGAUUGUUUUGUUUAUAUAUGAAAAUACAUUUCUACAUAUAUUUAAGUGUUAUUGUGUUGUGUGUGUAUAUAAUCAGUGUUAGGCGAAAGAAGCCAUGUUUCGGAUGGAGUGGCGUCUCUGUGUGUGUGUGACCGUGCUACACUGUGUUAGCUUUCGGUUCCACUCGUGCCCUGCGACAGGGCGGUCAGGUCUGGGCAGCCGGGCAACAUUUACAUGAAGCCCUCGUCCACGUGAGCUCUGCAAAAAAAAAAAGAAAAGAAAAAUGGGCCACUUAGUUACUCAAAAUACGCUGUGUGUAUUUCUGUUUGUUGGCUUUCUACCCCAAAUACCAAGCGUUGAUGCAGAGUCUGCUCUCAGAGGUUUAAUGAGCUGCCUUUGAUGCCCAGUUGUCAGAACACCUCAGCCGGGCUUCUUAACGUCACUUUCUCACAAUGGGUUUUGCGUGGUGUCGAUGGGGAUGCUUCUAUUUGGCGUAUGGGAUCAGAUUUGAUCUGGUCUUUGUAGUUUGAGGCAGGGCGCAUGCAGCAAACCAGAUACGACUCAAGUCAGGAAGGUUUGUGUCUCGUCAGGAUUGUCACGACUCGUAUGAGACUCAAUACUCUAAACAGUCCACGCUCGAGGUUCGCGGACCUUUUUCUUAAUUGUUGCCGCCUUCUCUGCUGUCUAACUAAAAUAUCUUUGUACAUAAUAAGUCGCACAGCUUUCGAUCUUAAUUAUAUGCUCAAAGAAUGUAACUCCAUAAAGCGUCCUUCAUUACUUACCGUGUCUGUCCCAGCUGCCCGCUUUUUUGCUUUCCAUUAUUUCCAUUAUUCAUCUGGGAAAACACAAAUUUCUCACCGUGUGUUGAAUGAAAUUGGUUUCUGAGGAGUCGAUUUAUAUUGUAAGGCGAGUUGUGUGAAAAAGUAAUUGGUUCUUGACUGGAUUUUUCAGAAGUGUCAUUAUCAUCCCAGACUUGUCUGUAUCCAAAUUUACCCCAAACUCAUCCUACUCAUCUUUCCACUCACACACUGAUCUACUGGGGGGGCGGCUGUUGUAGCUGCUGCUUGAACAGAUGCUGUACCUCUUCUGGAGUACAGAGCUGACUGCUUUAAGUCCUUAACCCCAAUAGAAUAGAACGGUGCCUUAGAAUGAUAUUUAGUGGUUUUAUUAUAUCACACUUGACUAAGAAAGCUUUUCCUUACCUCGGCCUCGACAAUCACGUCUAUCCAACUGGGGCGACUUAGUGAAUUUCUUUUUUUUUUUGGGAAGAUUUACAGACCUACCAAUGCCCUGUCCACGAGUAAAAUUUGUACUGUAAAUAUAUCUUAAGUGUACUGAGAUGAUACAAACUGUUAAUAACGAAUAAAGUCUUGCAAAGAUG